This is a messenger RNA of Acomys russatus (golden spiny mouse), 3074 nucleotides long. Its product is annotated as zinc finger protein 791-like. The record is from RefSeq and is a predicted model, not a curated record. Gene Ontology annotation, biological process: regulation of transcription by RNA polymerase II. The transcript is spliced from 3 exons. NCBI's taxonomy places the organism in Eukaryota, Metazoa, Chordata, Mammalia, Rodentia, Muridae. The coding region runs from base 1 to 2406 and encodes 801 amino acids. Gene Ontology annotation, molecular function: DNA-binding transcription factor activity, RNA polymerase II-specific; RNA polymerase II cis-regulatory region sequence-specific DNA binding.
AUGGCACCAAAGCAUGGCUUUUCUGGAAAGAAUGGUAUCGAGCUCUCAAUUGAGGACUUUUUGGCCUUUGAGGAUGUGGCUGUGAAGUUCAGCCAGGAAGAGUGGGUUUUGCUGGAUCCUUCUCAGAAGAAGCUCUACAGAGAUGUGAUGCUGGAAACUUGCAGUAACCUUACUUCUGUAGGUUCAUUUGGAAUACAGGAACAAAGUCACAGUGGUGAAAAAUCGUAUAAGCAAAUUGGAAUGGCCUUUGCCUGCCCCUGUUCUGUAGACGGAAGAGCCAGCACUGAAGACAAACAUGCAUGCAAACAGUGCAGUAAAGCUCUCAGCUCUUCCAGUGCUCUUCAGAGUCAUGAAAGAGUUCAUACUGGAGAAAAACCCUAUGAAUGUGAACAAUGUGGGAAAUCCUUUAGACAACAAAGCUCAUUUCAGUUACACAAAUUGACUCAUAUUGGAGGGAAACCCUAUGAAUGUAAGCACUGUGGGAAAGUCUUCAGAUGCCACAGUUACCUUCGGUUACACGAAAAUUUUCAAAUUGAAGAAACCCCCUAUGAGUGUAAACAAUGUGGAAAAACCUUCUGCUCUGCCAGGUCCCUUCGAGUUCAUGAAAGGAUUCACAGUGGAGAAAAACUUUAUGUAUGUAAACUGUGUGGUAAGAAUUUCAAAUGUCAAAGUUACCUUCAAAUACAUAAAAGAACUCACAUUGGAGAAAAGUACUCUGCCUGUAAACAGUAUGGUAUAGCUUUCAGAAGUCACUGUUACUUUCAAAGGCAUGAAAUAGCUCAUCCUGGGAAAAAACCUUAUGCAUGUAAACUGUGUAGUAAAUCAUUCACUUACCUAUAUUUACUUCAGACACAUGAGAGAUUUCACACUGGAGAGAAACCGUAUAAAUGUGAGAUAUGUACUAAAGCCUUUCAUUGCUCCCUUUUUCUUCAAAGGCACGAAAGAUCUCAUUCUUGGGGGAAAACCUAUAAAUGUAAACAAUGUGGUAAAGCCUUCAGAAGUCGCAGUUCCCUUCGGUUGCAUGCAAGGGCUCAUGUUGUAGAGGAACCUUACGAAUGUAACAUAUGUAGUAAAGCCUUUCUAUGUCCUCCUCUUCUUCAAAGACACGAAAGCAUGCACACUGAGGAAAAGCCCUUUGAAUGUAUGCAAUGUAAUAAAACCUUCAGAGAUUGGAGUACCUUCCAAGUUCAUGAACGAUCUCAUACUGUAGAAAAGCCCUAUAAAUGUAAGAUGUGUAGUAAAGCCUUUUUUUAUCUCUCUUCCCUGGAAAGGCAUGAAAAGAUUCAUACCGGAGGAAAACGAUACGCAUGUAAAUAUGUAUGUGAACAGUGUGGCCAGUCCUUCAUCUUUCCUAGUUUGCUUGAGAAGCAUGUAAGAAUUCACACCAAUGAAAAACUCUAUGAAUGUAAACAGUGUGGUAAAGCAUUUAGGAGUCUUGCUUAUGUUCAUAUACAUAAACGAGCUCACACUGAAGAAAGGCUGUAUGCAUGUAAACAACGUGGUAAAAGUCUCAGUUGUCCCAGUGCUCUUCAGUUACAUGAACUAGCUCACACUGGAGGAAAACCCUAUGCAUGUCAGCAAUUUGAUAAGACUGUCAGAAGAUUCAGUUAUUUUCAAGUACAUGAAGGGGCCCAUACUGAUGAAAAAGCUUACGAAUGUAAGCAAUGUGGUAAAAUUCUCAGUUCGUCAAGUUCGCUUCAGCUACACAAAAGAACCCAUACUGGAGAGAAACCAUAUGAAUGUAAACAGUGCGGAAAAGCCUUCACAGUUCUCAGUAGUCUUCAAGUUCAUGAAAUGUCUCACACUCAUGAGAAGCCCUAUGAAGGCAAGCAACCUGGUAAAGUGUUCAGUCUGAGUAAUCCUAUACAGGAAAGAAAGAAAGUUGAAGGAAAUCUCUGUGAAUGUACACAGUGUGGUAAGUCCUUUGUUUCUCGGUAUUUACUUCAAAUGCAUGAGAGGUCUCAUUCUGCAGAGAAACGCUAUGAAUGUAAGGUAUGUAGUAAGACCUUCAUUUAUCCCUCUUUUCUUCAAAGACAUGAAAGAACGCAUACUGGAGAAAAACCUUAUGAAUGUAAACAGUGUGGUAAGGCCUUCAGAGUUCAGAGCUCUCUACGAUUACAUGAAAGAACUCAUUCUGAGGAAAAGCCUUAUGAAUGUACACACUGUGGUAAAGCAUUCUGGCGUUUCCCUUCUCUUCAAGUACAUGAAAGAAUCCAUACUGGAGAAAAACCCUUUGAGUGUAAACAAUGUGAUAAAACCUUCAGAUGUCACAGUUCUCUUCAAAGACAUGAAAGAACUCAUAGUCACGAAAAACCAUAUGAAUGCGAAGAGUGUGGAAAGGCCUUUAGAUGUCACCGGUCCCUUCAAAGACAUGGAAAAACUCAUUCUGGAGGAAAAGCCCCAUGAAUCUGGACAGUGAGCCAAAAUUUUUAGACUUUAUAGUUUCUAAUGUUUGAAAAUAUUCCUGGGAAGAAAAUCUGGCGGCAUAAAACAUGUGAAAGCUACAGGGUUUUGUUUUGGUUUUGCUUUGUUUUGGUCAAAGACUUACUAAAGAAAGACUUGUCAGUAAUUGGUGUUAAGAGGUUCAGUUCCAUGUCUGGCAUGGUGGUGCAUUCCUUUAAUCCCAGCACUGGGGAGGCAGAAGUGGGCAGAUCUCUGGAGUUCAAGGCCAGACUUGUCUACAGAGUGAAUUACAGGACAGCCAGGGCUACACAGAAGCCAUGUCUAGAACAGCAAAAUGUUCAAUUCUAUUUGAAGACUUGAACAUCUCUGGUGUAACACCUUCAGAAUGAAUAUGAUGUGAGGAUACCUAAGUUUUCAUAAUCCUCUUGAGUAUACACAUGAUAAUGCAUAUAGUUUAAAAAGUAAUGUUUGUAAAAUUGUAAUUGCAGUAAAAGUCAUGAAGUCUAUUGGAAGGAUAUCUUAGGUAUUUUGAAUUCCUGGUGCAAAUUAACCUACAGUGCUCAGACUUUUAUAACAUGAAUGUAUUCCUAUAUAGGCUAUGAAUAUAUUGUGUUUGCUGGUGAUUUGUAUUUAAUAGUGAUCAUAGAAGGGCUUGGUGGUAUAGGCUUGUG